Molecule: messenger RNA, 924 nt
Organism: Brugia malayi
Lineage: Eukaryota; Metazoa; Nematoda; Chromadorea; Rhabditida; Onchocercidae
Exons: 3
Coding region: 1-924 (307 amino acids)
Biological process (GO): regulation of transcription by RNA polymerase II
Cellular component (GO): nucleus
Molecular function (GO): RNA polymerase II cis-regulatory region sequence-specific DNA binding; DNA-binding transcription factor activity, RNA polymerase II-specific
Source: RefSeq, a predicted model, not a curated record
AUGAGCAUUUAUACAUACAAUUCUCCAAUAAUCUUCAACAAAUUUCAUUCAAAUUGGCAACAAAUUAUUCUCAUUGACAUGCAUUUCAUCUAUUUCUUCUGCUUCUUCUUCCAAUUGAUCAAUAUUCAAACCACUGCAGCGCAAACGGACCAAACAGAACCAUUGGAUUUAUAUAUAUCAAAAGUGAGAGAUGACGGGGAUGGAUCACAAGGCUUAUCAAUGGGAAUAGAAGAUGAGAUUGGAUUACAAAUGCUUCAAACAAAAAGACUGGAUUUACCGGCUCCAAAAUUGAAAAAGGAAGAGAAUAAGUCGCAAGCCUUAUCAAUGAAGGGAGUGAGUGAUGAACGAAUUACACCGCGGCGAGAGCUCGUUCGAGUCGAAACACCGGUGGAAGUGAUGGAACUUUCGAAGCAGCAAAGAAGAACGAAAAAGAAGCAACGCUGUUAUAUAUGUCAAAAGGAAGUGGUGAAUAUAAAAGAACAUAUGAUGACUCAUACGGGUGAGAAGCCGUUUAGUUGUUUCAUAUGCAAAAAGGAUUUCAGUCGCUCUUCGUAUGUGAAAGGACACAUGAGGACUCAUACCGGUGAAAAGCCGUACAGUUGUCCGACAUGCAAAAAAUUUUUCAAUAAUUUCUCGAAUAUGAAAAAGCAUAUGAUGACUCAUACUGGAGAGAAGCCGUACAGUUGUCCGAUAUGCAAAAAGAAUUUCAGUCGCUCUUCGCAUGUGAAAGGACAUAUGAUAACUCAUACCGGUGAGAAGCCUCACAGUUGUCCAGUAUGCGGGAAAAGUUACGUACGAAAGAGCGAUUUGCACAUUCACACGGCGAUUCAUGGCAUGAAUAGUAGACCAGUCUACCACUGCACUAUUUGCAGUAAAGACUUUCAGAGAAAACUAGGCUUGAAAUUACACAUGAAGAAACAUUAA